Coniophora puteana RWD-64-598 SS2 is the source of this 2880-nucleotide messenger RNA. RefSeq lists its product as uncharacterized. The transcript has 11 exons. Bases 88 to 2322 code for a protein of 744 amino acids. The record is from RefSeq and is a predicted model, not a curated record. Lineage: Eukaryota; Fungi; Basidiomycota; Agaricomycetes; Boletales; Coniophoraceae.
GCCCUCGACAAUGGCAGCGCACUCCCGCCCAAUGUACAGGCCAGAUCGCCUCUCUCCUCCCUCUUCUUCGUCAUCUUCAUCCUAUACAUGUUCACACGACAAACCAGCGACGAGCUCAUCGCCCGUACUCACUUCCAGGACAACCUCGCUGUAUGGCGCAACCAGCUCAGCAACUUCACUGCUUGGAUAAAUGGCUCUAAUAGUGACUUCUCGCUCCCCACACCCCGCUCAUCCACCCUCCCCCUCGUCCACUCCUUCCUCUCCUUCGGCGACACCCUCGACCCGCUCGUCGCAUCGUACGCGCCCAACAUCACCGGCUUCAUCCGCGGCGACGUCCGCCUGCUCAACAUCACCCCGCCCGCGCUCAACGGCACCGCCGCCGCAUGGGUGCCGCUCGCCAACGCGUACAUGGGCUCGCCGAACAUGACCGAGCUCGCGCGGGACAUGGGCACGUGGAACUGGACGACGAGCGACAAGAUCAACUGGAACGUUGUCUCGCACUAUCCCAAAUGGACGGAUGGAAGGGAGCAGCAGGGCGAUGUUGCGCUUGUGCAUGGACGCGUGGACUUUUUCGACGAUGAUGCGGACGAGGAGAUGCGUCUUAACUUCGAGGGUGUGCAUUUCGUGUCGAAUGGCUCGAUCUACGGCUUUGCGGAACCCUAUACCCGAAGUAUUGACCUACGGUACCUCCCAGCUCUCGUACCAGAGGAGUUCAGGAACGCGACUGCACAAGCGAUCGUCCCCGAGCUGACUUCACGAAUAACCAAGCUCGAGGGCAUGGUAGAUGCGGGAAUGGCAGACACAGACACGGGCGGCGGCGAAGAGGAACCCCUUUUUUCGUCUUGUGGCUUCAACUUCUACGCACAGCUGGCGCCUUUAGCGCUGCCCGUGGCGCGCAUGGCGAUCGUAGAGGAGGAGAUCCAGCAUCCAACCGGCCUGCCCGUCGACAUCCCGCAACUUGACUUCCGUGGCGUGCUCCUUAGCCGCGAGUGCGGGCUGCUGUACCAGAUGCACUCGACCGAGGCGUUGCGGAGUCAGAUAUUCUUUCGCAAGGUUACGACGUACGCCGGCUUCGCCGCAUUCAUCUACCUCGCCCUCCUCCUACUCUCCGCACGCCAGAUGGACGCGUCCCAGACGCCCGCGGGCCUCUCGCGCGCGUGCUUCUGGACGUUCCUCGCGCAGGCCGCGAUGGACGCCAUCUCGUUCGCGGGGCACAUCACGUUCGCGAUCCUGACGAGCGGGCGCGCGAGCCGCGCGCUCAUCGCGCCUGCGUUCUUGGCGUGCAUUGGGUUCGCGUUCGAGAGUAAGCAUGCGAUUCAGAUUAAUCAGGUGCAGGUGCCGGAGGAUACGGUGAGGGCGCCGGCGACGGUGGUGCCGCUACCGCCUGCGACGCCGCCGGUGCCGGUUGGUGCUGGGGCGCAGGUUCCGGGUGUAGAGGGGGAGGAGGCGAGUGUGGAGGAGGGAGGGGUGCCUGCGCAAACGACAACCGUGGCUGCGACUGUACCAGCGCGCCCUGCUGUUCCGGCACCCCAACCGCAAGCGCAACUUCCGCAGACGUUCCCCGGAUUGUUCUGGCAGCACUUGCGCACAGACCCGCAAGCCCGCAUCUGGCUGGGCAUGUUCCUCUUCCUGACAUUCAUCGUGCGCGUGAUCGUCUCGCCGUCGCUCGCGCUCCUCUUUCUCGCGAGCAUCCACAGCGCCGUGUGGCUCCCGCAGAUCGUGCGCUCCGCGGUGCGCGGGCGCACGAGCGGGCUGCGCGCUGAGUACGUGGUGGGCGUGACGGUGUGCAGGGUGGGGCUGAUUAUGUAUUUUUUGGCGUGUCCGAAGAAUAUACUGGACGUUGAGCCGAGACCAUGGGUCUGGCAGCUCGCACUCUUCAUUUCCUUCCAAGGCGCCAUCGUGCUCCUACAGACACACCUCGGCCCCGCGUUCUUCCUCCCCAAGCGCUACGCCGCCGCACACGUAUACGACUACCACCCGCCCCUCCCGCCGCGCCCGUCCGCGGGCGACCCCGAGGCAGGCCACACCGACGCCUCGCUCGGCGACUGCGCGAUCUGCAUGGAGGCCAUCCGCGCCGAGGACCCCCGCGGCGGCACCGCGAGCGCCGGGCGGCGGUCCACGUCUUCGUUGGCGGGGGCUGCUGCGCCGAGCGGGGUGGGCGCGGGCGUGGGCGUGAGUAUGGGCCUCCUGAAGCGGGUGGGGACGAGGCGGCAUUAUAGCUUGGCGCCGUGCCAUCAUUUGUUUCAUACGGAGUGUUUGGAGCGGUGGUUGGCUAUUAAGAAUAUAUGUCCGCAGUGUCGGAGGUUGUUGCCGCCUCUGUGAGUGGAGUUCUUAGGUGGGAGAAGAGUGGGUUAAUGGCUGCUGUCAUCUUCUGUUUUCUUUCUUCUGUUUUUGCUUUCGCUUGGCAAGAAAUGUACAUACGCAUAACCCACAGCACCCCUGUAUAAUCUCCAUAAUACCUGCAUACAUCCACCUCGUCCAUCUCAUCUCCCUCGUACACGUCCAGCUGCGGUCUGAGAGUAGUCCGUCCGCGCCAAACUAUCGCAUUGUCGUGUCCCACCCUCCGACGUACCCCUCAUCACCUCCAUCCGCCGCUCGACUUCCUCCUCGCUCCAAUUAAAGUGCCCGUCGCCCUGCCCGUCGCCCGCCGCACCCGGACUUGAGUUCUGAACGGCGCCGAUCCACACCUCGACGGGGUCGCCGCCAGCACCAGGGACGGAGCCGACGCGGUCGAGGCGCACACCGAGCACGGCAUGCGCAAGCGCCCAGAGGCUGCGCUCGGCGGGGUCGCGCUGUUUGUAGCCGAGGAGGAUGAGCGGUGGUUGGGUUUUUUGAGGGGACGUUGAUGGCGACGUUGCAGUGGUGGUACCGGUGGCGAAC